GCCUUAUUUAGCAAAACUUUUUUUCGAUCUUCACAAAAUCAUCACAAAGACAUCAUGUCCACUGAAAGAGCAGAAGGAUCGUUUAGGAAUACUAAUAUUCCCGGAAAUGAUCAACGGCAGCAGCCACUGAGCCGAUACGAGUCCCAGAAAAGAAGGGACUGGAACUCUUUUGGACUGUACUUGAAGAACCAGAGGCCCCAGGUUCCUCUUUCGCAGUGUAACUACAACCAUGUCCUGGACUUCCUUCGUUCCCUUGAUCAGUUUGGGAAGACUAAAGUUCAUCUCCAGGGCUGCAUGUUCUAUGGUCUGCCAGAGCCGCCUGCCCCUUGCACCUGCCCUCUCCGGCAGGCGUGGGGCAGCCUUGAUUCUCUCAUCGGGAGGCUUCGAGCUGCGUACGAAGAGAAUGGAGGAUCGCCAGCGACUAAUCCUUUCGCCAAUGGGGCAAUCCGUGUUUAUCUCAGAGAGGUAAGGGAGUGUCAAGCUAAGGCAAGAGGUAUUCCUUACAAGAAGAACAACAAGAAGUCAAAUCAAAGCAAGGGAAGUGAUGAAUCAGCUGGCUCCAGCUCCGCCAUGCACUUCUCUUGACUAUGGUAAUCUUAUUAGUAAUUACUUUAUAUAAAUCAAUUAAUUUUUAAUUU
This is a messenger RNA of Rubroshorea leprosula, 638 nucleotides long. The record is from the annotation of a GenBank genome assembly. NCBI's taxonomy places the organism in Eukaryota, Viridiplantae, Streptophyta, Magnoliopsida, Malvales, Dipterocarpaceae.